Messenger RNA from Brachypodium distachyon (stiff brome), 872 nucleotides. Its product is annotated as actin-depolymerizing factor 4. The transcript has 3 exons. The coding region runs from base 209 to 625 and encodes 138 amino acids. NCBI's taxonomy places the organism in Eukaryota, Viridiplantae, Streptophyta, Magnoliopsida, Poales, Poaceae. Gene Ontology annotation, biological process: actin filament depolymerization. Gene Ontology annotation, molecular function: actin filament binding. Gene Ontology annotation, cellular component: cytoplasm; actin cytoskeleton. The record is from RefSeq and is a predicted model, not a curated record.
ACAACCGAGAAGCAGCAACAGUGGUGAGGUGAGACGCCCCGACGACUCCAUCAAAAGGCGAGCGAGCGAGGCCCCCAAGCCAACACCGCACAAAGAGAACUUGUUCCGCAGCAACUCUCUCCUCUAGCUAGAACACCACCACAGCAUCCAUCCCCCCUUUCCCCUCCUCCGCCGCGGAUUCCCUCCUGCUCUCCUCCCGAGCUCGGCAAUGGCAAACGCAUCAUCAGGAGCUGGAGUGCAUGAUGACUGCAACCUGAGGUUCGUCGAGCUGAAGUCCAAGAGGCUGCAUCGUUUCAUAACUUACAAGCUGGAAAACCAGAAAGAGAUCGUUGUGGAGAAUAUUGGGGAGCGCACAGCAACCUAUGAGGAUUUCGUAAGCAAGCUGCCUGAAAAUGACUGCCGAUUUGCGGUCUAUGACUUCGAUUUCUUUACUGCAGAGGAUGUUCCCAAGAGCAGGAUCUUUUAUAUCUUCUGGUCCCCUGACACCGCAAAGGUGAGGAGCAAGAUGUUGUACGCUAGCUCCAACGAGAAAUUCAAGAGGAUGCUGGACGGCAUUCAGGUGGAAAUGCAGGCCACUGAUCCCAGCGAGAUCUCUAUCGAUGAGAUCAAGGAUCGAGCACGCUAGGCGUCACCCUGCCAUGCGAUGCCUUGCAAUAUGGAUUUAUGUCAUUAUAGAUUUGGCGGUGUGACUCUGAAACUGCUUGAUGAUUUGUCGGUUUGUUGCCUGUGUCGAAAGAUCUCCUUGUCUUCCAGGAGACCAUGAAGAUUUGGUUCUGUCAUGUAAUCUGUCCUCUGCCCAUUAUAUACUGGGCAUAUGCUGCACUGUUCAAGUUACGAUAUAAAUAAUUUCAUGUUCUGUUGGUUUCAUCUAA